AUGAGUGUGAAUUACGAAUCUAGAGGUAGUCAAACCAGCACCUCACUGGCGACAACAAAAACUUUGGUGUGUCUUAAUAGUAUGGAUGCCACAUAUCAUCAUAUGAAAGUUGAUGGAACCACAACAAAUACAUCAAUUAUAUAA
Molecule: messenger RNA, 144 nt
Organism: Theileria orientalis strain Shintoku
Lineage: Eukaryota; Apicomplexa; Aconoidasida; Piroplasmida; Theileriidae
Exons: 2
Coding region: 1-144 (47 amino acids)
Source: RefSeq, a predicted model, not a curated record